CCAGAAUUCAAGGUACAAACUCGACACCAUAAUCGGCCUGCGCUCUCUGUUCACCAGUCUUUAGCCCCUCCAUCGCAAUGAGAUAUGGAGGGACUCGGAUACUACAGCGAUCAAUUGCGCUGAGGAGGUGUUCUCAGAGUUGUGGGCUCCCUCUAAAACAACUGCAACAACUCCAGAACAGACAGUGUCUAGUCAAGCGCAAUUUGACACGAUGGUCAAGCACACAAGCAGGACGAACUAGCCCUGAGGCGUCCAAAGAUUCCGUAGCCCAACCUGAGACCACCCCCUCGUCUCCUCUCACAGAUCUUCCAUCACGACAAUGGUCAACACCGUUAGCGAAAACCAUUGCGCAGGCAAUCGAGGUAACAGGCCCAAUCUCGAUCGCUUCAUACAUGCGGCAAUGCCUCACCAACCCCGACGGCGGCUAUUACACCACGAAUCAUACCUCCUCAGACACGCCCGAUCAGUUCGGCAGGGCUGGUGACUUCAUCACUUCCCCCGAGAUAUCCCAAAUCUUCGGCGAAUUGGUCGGAAUCUGGUUCAUGACAGAAUGGAUGGCACAAGGUCGGCCAAGAGAGGGAGUGCAAUUUAUUGAAAUGGGCCCUGGACGAGGCACCCUCAUGAGUGACAUGCUCCGCACCAUCGGCCAAUUCACCACAUUCGCCAAUGCCAUACAAGCAGUCUGGCUCGUGGAGGCAGGAGAAGCUCUUCGACAUAAACAGAAAGAUACCCUGUGCGGUCAGACGGCUGAAAUCAAAGAAGUCACAGACGACACAGGCAAGAAUAAAUGGUGGGAAGCUACAAGUAAGCAGGGAAUUCCUGUAAGAUGGGUCGAAGAUAUCGUCUUGUUGCCGGAAAGGGGUCAAGAAGCGCAAAUGCCAUUUAUAAUUGCCCAUGAGUUCUUCGACGCUUUGCCUAUCCAUGCAUUUGAGUCUGUUGCGCCGAAACCCGAGGAUGUACAGGAACAAGAGGUCGAUCGACCACCCCUCGACAGCACAUCUCAACCACCACCGACGACCAGACCAUCGUCGUCGUCAAGCAAAGUCCCUCAAUGGAGAGAACUUCUCGUCGCUCCAACCAAGCCGACAAUUGAUCUAGGACUGGACCAAACAACAUCAUCAUCAGAUAAUGGCGGUCCACCCCGUCAGGGGAAAAAAGACCCAACUCCAGACUUUCAACUCACACUUGCUAAAUCCAGCAAUCCAGCAUCGCUAGUAAUUCCUGAACGAGCACGAUACAAAGCAUUGAAAAAUCAAGUAUCAUCACGGGUGGAAAUUUCGCCCGAAAGUUCACGAUACGUCCGAUCAUUUGCUCGACUCAUCGGCGGCGACGGUCUCUCGUCACCAUCACGGCAACAGCAACAGCAACAAACCCGGCAACAAUCAGCCUCUACUACAACCUCCAAACCCACCACUCCCUCCGGCGCCGCCCUCAUCAUCGACUACGGACCACUCGACACCGUCCCUGUGAACUCUUUACGAGCUAUCCGCAAACACCAAAUCGUGUCUCCAUUUGUCCACGCCGGCGCCGCAGACAUUAGUGCAGACGUCGACUUUGGCGCCCUAGCCGACACAGCACUCGAAGCCAGUCUUGGUGUCGAAGUCCACGGUCCCGUCGAGCAGGGGAUGUGGUUGUUACAAUUGGGGAUUCAAGAACGAGCUCAACGAUUAGUUAAGAAUAUCCUGAAGACGGCGCCGGCGGGCAGUGGGUCGGUAAUUGAGACGGAGCAAUUACAGAAGAAGAUCCAGGAUCUUGAGGCUGGGUGGAAGAGGUUGGUUGAAGGAGGGCCGAGAGGAAUGGGGAAGGCUUAUAAGGUGAUGACUAUCUUGCCAGAGAAUGGUGGGAAGAGGAGACCGGUUGGGUUUGGUGGGGGUGUUGUUGGUGGAUAAAAAAAACAAGAGGGUUAUGAAUCAACAGGGUGGGUGUAUGUUGGUUUAUCCGUCUUGUCUGUUCUGUCUGUCUAUAAAAAGCACGACUCUCGCUGUAUGUCAUGUAC
Molecule: messenger RNA, 1996 nt
Organism: Exophiala mesophila
Lineage: Eukaryota; Fungi; Ascomycota; Eurotiomycetes; Chaetothyriales; Herpotrichiellaceae
Exons: 2
Coding region: 78-1889 (603 amino acids)
Biological process (GO): mitochondrial respiratory chain complex I assembly
Cellular component (GO): mitochondrion
Molecular function (GO): protein-arginine omega-N symmetric methyltransferase activity
Source: RefSeq, a predicted model, not a curated record